UUCCCAGGAGCAGGGGAAGCAUGCAAUUUGGACUCAACUGAGCGACCAAAGUGGAGAGUGGAGCUUGCCCGGCCAGGAGAGCACCAUGGACGGCGAACCACGGGGCAGGAGCAGCAAGUCCCUAAGGCCAGGGGACCUUCCUGACACCCGGCUCCUUUCGAACUCGUGGAUGGGGGAUAUUGUGUCUGAUUGGUCUCCUGUGCAUGAAGCGGCCAUCCACGGACGUCUUCUCUCUCUGAGGAACCUCAUCAGCCAGGGCUGGCCCGUGAACCUCAUCACGGCCGAUCGCGUGUCCCCACUCCAUGAGGCCUGUCUCGGAGGUCAUCCCUCUUGUGCAAACGUUUUAUUAAAGCAUGGAGCUCAGGUGAAUGGGGUCACUACAGACUGGCACACCCCGUUGUUUAACGCAUGUGUCAGUGGCAGCCGGGACUGUGUGAGUUUGCUUCUGCAACAUGGGGCCAGCCCCCAUGCUGUGAGCGAUCUGGCGUCCCCCAUCCACGAAGCGGCUAAGAGAGGCCAUGCAGCGUGUGUGGAGACCCUGGCGGCCCACGGGGGCGACGUGGACCAUAACAUCAACCACCUGGGCACGCCGCUGUAUUUGGCUUGUGAAAACCAGCAGAUAGCCUGUGCCAGGAAGCUUCUGGAGUCAGGAGCCAGUGUGAACCAAGGCCGAGGUCUGGACUCCCCCCUCCAUGCAGUGGCCAGGGUGUCCAGUGGCGAGCUGGCGCUGCUGCUCAUGGACUUCGGAGCGGACACCCGGGCCAAGAACGCCGAAGGCAAACGCCCCUUGGAGUUGGUGCCCCCUGAGAGCCCUCUGACGCGGCUCUUCCUGCAGCGAGAAGGACCCCCCUCUUUGCUGCAGCUCUGUCGCCUUAGAAUCCGCAAGUGCUUCAGGACCCAGCAGCAUCACAAGAUCGAGGGACUCAUCCUUCCUGAGGAGCUGAAACGUUUUCUCCUUCAUAUGUAAACGUGUCAAGGGAUCAGAGUCACAAAAAACCCACCAAGAUUCCGGAGUGUUGCGGCCACUGGCGUUUUGGAAUAAAAUCAGGUUUAUAGAGCUUG
Molecule: messenger RNA, 1062 nt
Organism: Lontra canadensis (Northern American river otter)
Lineage: Eukaryota; Metazoa; Chordata; Mammalia; Carnivora; Mustelidae
Gene: ASB9
Product: ankyrin repeat and SOCS box containing 9
Exons: 7
Coding region: 86-967 (293 amino acids)
Biological process (GO): intracellular signal transduction; protein ubiquitination; positive regulation of protein catabolic process
Molecular function (GO): protein binding
Source: RefSeq, a predicted model, not a curated record